AAGAAGCAGCUACCUGGAAAAGCAGCAGGAGCAGAAUUCGAAGGUUGCCAUAGCAAUGAGCAACUGCCUUCCAGCAAGCUACUUUAGCAGCAGCAAUGAACAAGCAGUUAACCACCUUAGAUCUGUCAGAUAAUGGCUGCAGAAUCCGCAACCUCCUGGGACAACAUUGACGCCAGCUUUCCUGUGACAGAGCAGAAGUAUCCCUUUCUAUAGAAGCAGCAAAGAAUCCUGUGGCACCUAGACUAACAGAUGUUUUGCAGCAUGAGCUUUCGUGGGUGAAUACCCAUUUCGUCGGAUGCAAGAGUGGAAAUUUCCAGGGGCAGCUGUCAAGAAGAAGCCAAAUUAUGCUAACAUACAUGAGGCAGUGAAAGCCGGUGAUGUAGAACAACUCGCAUCAAUGGUAAAAAGCGGAGCCAGUAUUAAUGAGGUGGAUUUAGUCCAUAAAUUUACACCUUUGCACUGUGCAGCACACUCUGGAAGCCUAGAGUGUCUUCACUGGCUGCUGUGGCAUGGGGCUGAUAUAACAGCUUUAGCUAUAAGAGACUGGACAGCAGCUCACCUUGCUGCCAUCAGAGGUCAUGAUGCUUGUAUGCAGGCCCUUGUAAUGAAUGGAGUAAACUUAACAGCUCAAGAUGACCGAGGAUGCACUCCGUCACACCUAGCUGCUGCCCAUGGACAAUCCUACACUUUACAAACCAUACUGCGGAGUGGAAUGGAUGCAAAUGUUUCAGAUAAGAAUGACUGGAAGCCAGUUCAUUAUGCUGCUUUUCAUGGCCGCUUGGGUUGUUUGCAGCUUCUUAUUAGAUGGGGAGCUACUAUAAAUGACGUGGAUAACAAUGGAAAUCUUCCAGCUCAUCUGGCAGCAAUGGAGGGCCACCUGCAUUGUUUUAAGUUCUUGGUUAGUAAAAUGGCCAGUGUGUCUCACACCUUGAAAGCCAGGAAUGACCAUGGGGAGACCCCAAAGGACUUGGCACAGAGGUUCUAUAAGGAUAAUAUUGUGCAGUACAUCGACAGCGUGGAACAUGAGAGAGAUCAUCCAGAAGAACAGGAAAAUUUAGCAUUUCCAGCCCAUGUGGCUGCCUUCAAAGGGGACUUGGUGACACUUAGAAGAUUAGUGGAAAGUGGAAUCAUCAAUAUUAAUGAACGGGAUGAAAAGGGAUCCACUCUCAUGCACAAAGCUGCUGGACAAGGCCACAUAAGCUGCUUGCACUGGUUGAUUGAAAUGGGAGCUGAUUGUGACAUUACAAAUGAAGCUGGAGAGACUCCAAAGGAUGUAGCCAAGAGAUUCGCCCAGCUGGCAGCUGUGGAGCUUUUGAGACGGGCAAUGGGAGACGACUCUGAUGAAGAAUUAGAUGACAACGAUGUAAGGUUUUUUGACAGACAUGGCGUGGAAGGGAGCACAGACACCACGGAAGAUUUAAUUCCGGAUGAAGCAAAAAAAAGAGACGCCCGCAUAAGAGCCUACCAAAAGAUUGAAGAACUUCGGCAACUUCUAGAAAUUGCCUACAGCAACUACAAACAGCUAGGAGGAAUAACUGUAGAGGAGAGGAAGAAGAAGAAAGAAGAAAGGGAGGCUGAAAAGAUGAUUAGAGAACUGGAGGCCCAGCUAGAAUACGAACGUGUCCGUCGAGAGAAGCUGGAGCGUCAGCUGGAUGAAUACCGAGCAGAGACAAGCCACCUCAAAGAGUGUCUGGAGAAACUGCAGCUCACACCCACCAUCUCUGGGGUGAGUGUCUGCCCUCAGGAAGGUGAGGCUGCCUCUGAUUUAGGAAAAGAGAAAAAGAAAAUGAAGAAAAAGCCACCAGGCAGCCCCGGCGGAGUGUUUGUGAGACGAUACUGAGGCACGAAUGGAGCGUUGCUGUUUUGCAUCCAUCUUGGCAGACUGAGUGUUAGAGAAGGGCGUUCACACAGGAAAUGCAGUGCUCUCUAACAGUGACAGGACAAGGCCAUAUCAGACAAUACUGCCAUGAGCUAAACUCAUGCCAAACAAGGGUUACCUUUUAUUCCUGUCUGAAAGGUCUCUAUAUAAGUCAGAUUCUGAUAUUUCACUAGAGGGAGUGGAAAUGUUAUGUAAUAGCACUGGUAGAAGGCAAGCCUCAAGAUACUACAGAAGUGUGCAUAUAGUAUAUUUGCAGCUUAAUGUUGUACACCACGUAUGGUUUCUGAUCCUUGUAGUUUUAACUAGCUAUGUACCUGGUUCUUUGCUUAAAGAUAAAUCUUAGUGUGGAGAGACA
Mauremys mutica (yellowpond turtle) is the source of this 2234-nucleotide messenger RNA. It is a transcript of the gene ANKRD42, whose product is annotated as ankyrin repeat domain 42. The record is from RefSeq and is a predicted model, not a curated record. The transcript is spliced from 12 exons. Gene Ontology annotation, molecular function: protein binding. NCBI's taxonomy places the organism in Eukaryota, Metazoa, Chordata, Testudines, Geoemydidae. The coding region runs from base 296 to 1840 and encodes 514 amino acids.